Lottia gigantea (owl limpet) is the source of this 2646-nucleotide messenger RNA. RefSeq lists its product as hypothetical. The transcript has 17 exons. NCBI's taxonomy places the organism in Eukaryota, Metazoa, Mollusca, Gastropoda, Lottiidae. Gene Ontology annotation, cellular component: nucleus. Bases 1 to 2646 code for a protein of 881 amino acids. Gene Ontology annotation, molecular function: DNA-binding transcription activator activity, RNA polymerase II-specific; RNA polymerase II cis-regulatory region sequence-specific DNA binding. The record is from RefSeq and is a predicted model, not a curated record. Gene Ontology annotation, biological process: regulation of transcription by RNA polymerase II.
AUGAAAUUUACUGGUAAUAAAUCCAACAGCCACAUUCCGAGUAGUCCAGUUGAAGAUCCAGAAAGUGUACAAGUCAAGUCCACAGAGAAUGAAAUCAAACCACCUUUACCAACAGAUGGACCCCCUGAUGAUGUUCAGGCAUUCUUUGGCCAUCCCCUCACACAGCUGGCUGCCGAUGAUAUUAACGGAGAUGCAGCAGGGAAGGCCGCUGGUGCUGCCUUAUUUCAUGAGUUUAACAAGCUUCCCCCCAUAAACAAAUUGGAACAAAAUGAACAAAAGCAAGAAUUUCAAAGAGAAACGGUAGUCAAAUUAGCGGGAGAUGCAAAACCAGUAACUGGAGUACCUAUAACAGAAUAUGAAACAACCACCAUAUUCAUCAAUGAAGAAGAUUUGAUUUUGAACAAUAAAGAUAUAGAAAGUAUUGAAACUGCUAUAGAGGAAGUGGUAGAAACGACGACAACAGCUGAGCUAAUGCAGGUACAAGACGAAACUCCUUCAUCUUUGUCAGUGAUUAAAGAAGUGGCCUUACUAAACUCCAAUCAACAGAACGAAGAAGAGUUGAAAGAAGGGAGGCCACUUUUAGAGAAGAGUCCUGAUGUCUUGAUUAAUCAAUCGUCAACAACGACCACGACGACGCACCUAGAGGCAAAUUUUCAUCAUAAUUCAUUACCAAUUAACCAUGUGACAACAGAGAGCGCACCCAUCACAACAACAUCAUCAUCACCGAUCACUGCUGAAACCAAAUCUGAUUCAAUUGUGGACGAAACUCAGGUUGCGACGGCAGCUAUUGAACUUCCAGUAGUAGUUAAGGAAGAGAAUCCGAAAAAGGCUUUAGCAGAAAUGCUGAAGUCGAAAGCAAACAUGAUGCCAACUCAACAAAAUAUGAUGGAUGCUAGUCAAGUGCAGGGAUUUAUUGACGAAGCUUUAAAUAUGGCUCCAGAAAUGUACAGUGUGAAAAACGAUGGAUUUUUAAAACAAUUAAAUGGCGAAAUAGACAAUGGAUUAUACGGUGCUCAUGUGACGGAACCCUCCGUGGUGUGCCAGUCUUCACUGACGCAAGACAAUUCUUACGGAUCGAUCGUUCAAUCGACUCAAGGACAAUAUUUUCAAGUGCUACAACCAGUGCCAACAAUAGACACUACUCCGCCAUGUAUGAACAAUAUCUAUUAUAAUCAGAAUUUUAACUAUAACAAACCAAUGGAACAAGAUAAACAUGUCGAUAUUGAGCGAUACAUUCAGCAACAACAACCUUAUGUGUACAAUCACCCCAGUUAUUAUACCGGUGCUGGCACCAACGAUAUUGAUAAUAUGAAAUCACCUGAUAGUGGUUACCAGGAACCAUGCUUAUCACCAGCUACUGGCAACAUGGGAAUAAAAGAUUUAAGUGGAUAUUUAGACAAUAACAUGAAUAAAACUAAAACACCAACCAAACGACGAAGAUCGGCUAACGUGGGAAUGUAUGUAAGACAGUACUCGAAUCCCGAUAAACAUGGCAGUGGAACAGUCAUUCAAAAAUUAGAGUCGAACCCCACAGGUUACAGGUAUUUUCUAGAAUCACCUAUCUCAACUACUCAGAAAAUAGAUGAAGAUCGUAUAACUUACUUGAAUAAAAGUCAAUAUUAUGGCCUUACAUUAGAAAAUAUCAACACAGAAAGAAUCCCUAAAUCAGCUACAGUUAAGUCUAUUAUCAUGUUGGUGUUCAGAGAUCACAAGUCACCAGAAGAUGAGAGAAAGGCAUUUGAAUUCUGGCACAGCCGACAGCAUAGCUACAAACAGCGUCUUUUAGAUAUAGAUAUCAAAAACAGUCAAGGUAUAGGACCAGGAAGUAUAGAAGAGAGAGCAUUUAAUGCAGUAGUGAUUAAAUGGAAUCCCAGAGAGGGACAAGUCAAGGUGAACAUAGCAGCUAACUGUUUAAGUACAGAUUUUAGUAACCAAAAGGGUGUUAAGGGAAUAUCAUUACACGUACAAAUAGAUACCUUCGAAGAAAAUCACAGUGUACCAAUACAUAGAGGAUAUUGUCAAAUCAAAGUAUUCUGUGAUAAGGGUGCCGAGAGGAAAACUCGUGAUGAAGAAAGGCGAAAAACUGCCAAAAGUAAGGCAGAAAAUUAUUCUCAUCGAAACAAACAACCAGAAUUAUAUCAUAGUCAAUGUGAACGAUCUCAGUUUUAUUCCAUGGCUGAUCUACAGACAGUGCCAGCUUUCUUCUCCCCGGCAUUAGAUCAUUUAGAAUACUCAUAUAAACCACGUCUUGAAGCCAGUCCUAUUCAUGAAGAAGAUCGAAUAAGUUCUAUAAGUGAUGAAGAACGAUUUGAUGGUGAAUUUUAUCAACCUAGUAAGAGAGUUUGUAGAGGCCCUAAAGAGAGCAAAGUUUUAUUGUACGUGAAGGAGAAACAAGACACAGCAUUUACUGCUCUAAUGUUAAAACAACCAAAUGUUCAAAGUCUAUUACAAGCUAUUGAAGAGAAAUAUAAAAUUGCAAGCUCAUCUACUAAAAAUCUCUUUAAGAAGUCCACGAAAGGGAUAUUAGUUAAAAUGGAUGAUAAUAUAAUACAACACUACUCUCACGAAUCAACUUUCAACAUUGAAAUUAAGUCUUCAGUGGACCAAUAUGACAUUAUAUUAAAUGAAUUACCAACAACGUCUUAG